Thalassophryne amazonica is the source of this 562-nucleotide messenger RNA. RefSeq names its product olfactory marker protein b (gene ompb). Lineage: Eukaryota; Metazoa; Chordata; Actinopteri; Batrachoidiformes; Batrachoididae. The coding region runs from base 37 to 519 and encodes 160 amino acids. The transcript has a single exon. The record is from RefSeq and is a predicted model, not a curated record. Gene Ontology annotation, biological process: sensory perception of smell; signal transduction.
CGGGUAUCGACCUCUCAGGCCGCUGAGGUUUGGAGCAUGUCUGCAGAGUUGGAGCUGCACUUCAGGCCGGACUCCCAGCUGACGGAGGUGAUGCGCCUGCGGGUUCAGUCCCUGCAGCAGCGCAGCCAGAAGAGGCAGGAAGGCGAGCGCCUGCUGCGGCCCAACGAGGCCGUGUACCGGCUAGACUUUUCGCAUCAGUCCCUCCAGUUCUCAAAGUGGACGGUCCGGCUGGCCCAGGCGGGACGCCUCACCAUCACCGCCACCUCCCAGCUGUGGACGCCUGACCUCACUCACCUUAUGACCCGGCAGCUGCUGGAACCCGCCGGGGUUUUCUGGAAGUCGCAGGCCGGAGGCCGUGAUGCGGCUGUUCAGUGCUACGAGGCGGACGCGGACGAGUUUGGCGAGCGGAUUGCUGAGCUGGCGAAGGUAAGGAAGGUGAUGUACUUUCUGUUUGAAUUUGCAGAAGGCUGCAACCCAGAAACUGUUGACUGCUCCAUCACCUUCAAAGUGGACAUCUGAUGUCUGGAAGGCAAAAACCACACAGCAAAUGCUUGCAGCAUCU